AUGUCUGGUCGUCAAGGUGGUAAAGCAAAGCCUUUAAAGGCUCCAAAGAAGAAGCAAGUUGAGGAUGAUGAGGAUGAUGCAGCAUUCAAAGCUAAGCAAAGAGCAGAUGCAGCUGCAAAGAAAGCAAUGGCGGAGAAAGCAAAGAAAGGUGGACCUUUAGUUGGAGGUGGUAUCAAAAAGAGUGGAAAGAAAUAA
Molecule: messenger RNA, 195 nt
Organism: Lodderomyces elongisporus
Lineage: Eukaryota; Fungi; Ascomycota; Pichiomycetes; Serinales; Debaryomycetaceae
Exons: 1
Coding region: 1-195 (64 amino acids)
Source: RefSeq, a predicted model, not a curated record